AUGGAAAGGUUCAAGAAGCUUGGGCCACUGGUCUUCAAGGGGGUGAGUACUGAUCCACUUUGGCCAGCGAUAUGGGUAGAGGAAAUGGAGAAGAUCUUCAUUGUUCUGGAGUGCACCGACCACCAAAGAGUGGCUUGUGCUACAUUUAUGCUACAGGGAGAAGCUCAUAUGUGGUGGAAGGCCCACAAGCAAAUUUUAAUGGCUGCUGAUCCGGUUAUCACUUGGGCACGCUUUGUGUUGGCCUUCUUCGAGAGUUACUUCCCAGACAGUGUGAAAGAGGCCAAGGAAGUGGAAUUUCUACAGUUGGAACAGGGUUCUGACAAUGUGAUGACCUACAGGAAGAAAUUUGAAGAUUUAGCCUACUUUGCACAAGAGUACAUUGACACUGAUGCAAAAAAGGCUAAGAAAUUUGUGAGGGCACUGAAGGCUCAACUAAAGGCAGCCAUUGUGGCACUGAAGCUCACAUCAUAUGUUGGUGUACUACAGAGGGCUCUAAUGAUAGAAGAGAGCUUGAAGGAUACUUCACAGAACACAACUAGCAAAGUGCAGGGGAAGAGGCCGGUAGACAACCAGAGCACUAAGGAAGUCCUACCACAGAAGCAGCAAAAGACUCAGGACACCCAUAGUGCAUGUCGUACUUGUGGCAAAGUUCAUGCUGGACCAUGCUUGAUAGGACCCAUCACCUGCCAUAGAUGUGGGAGGAAAGGGCAUUUAGUGAAGGAUUGUCGUGUGCGACUACUUGGACAGCCAGUGAUGCAACCACUUCGGCAGCAACCAAUGCAAUCUUUUGGGCAACAAAGGAUGUAG
Messenger RNA from Telopea speciosissima, 807 nucleotides. RefSeq lists its product as uncharacterized. Bases 1 to 807 code for a protein of 268 amino acids. Lineage: Eukaryota; Viridiplantae; Streptophyta; Magnoliopsida; Proteales; Proteaceae. The record is from RefSeq and is a predicted model, not a curated record. Gene Ontology annotation, molecular function: nucleic acid binding; zinc ion binding. The transcript has a single exon.